Exophiala viscosa is the source of this 1062-nucleotide messenger RNA. Its product is annotated as Alpha/Beta hydrolase protein. The record is from RefSeq and is a predicted model, not a curated record. The transcript has 3 exons. The coding region runs from base 1 to 1062 and encodes 353 amino acids. Lineage: Eukaryota; Fungi; Ascomycota; Eurotiomycetes; Chaetothyriales; Herpotrichiellaceae. Gene Ontology annotation, molecular function: hydrolase activity.
AUGGUCGACUUCUCGCAAUAUGCAGCACCUGCUGAGGAAUGGCUAGAGUUCGAAAAGACGUGGAAGCCACCAGUACCUCCACCGUCGGCCACGCCCCAGGAGGUGAGAGAUAGAGCCAACCAAAAAAGCGCACAGUUCUUUGCCAAUGUGUUGGGACGUCCAGAAACCGGGCUCAAGGUGAUUGAUCAUUCAGUUCCCACCAUCGAUGGUGCAAUAGUCCCGGUUCGAAUUCAAUCGCCGGUCGACGUUGGUUCAACGAAGCUUCCCCUCGUCAUCUCUAUCCAUGGGGGUGGCUUUUUCCUAGGCAACCUGGAAACCGAAGAUCCUCAUUGUCGCCAACUUGCACUGCAUACCGGAGCAGCAGUGCUGAACGUCAACUACCGACACGCGUCUGAAUGGGCGUUUCCAACUCCUGUCAAUGAUGUAUGGACGGUGUUCAACUGGAUCCAACAACAUGCCGAGACCUACAAUAUUGACCCCGGUAGGAUCUUUUUCUCGGGCGUCAGUGCCGGCGCCAACCUGGCCAUCAGUAUCGCCCUGAGUGCACUCCAGCAACAGACUUUGAAGCCGGUCAGAGGUUUCAUAUUGAGUGUCCUAUCUGUGGUGCAUCCGGACUAUUUUCCCAACGAGCUCAUCAGGAAUGGAAAAGCUUCCCUGGAACAGUGUGCCAAUGCACCCAUCAUCAGUCUCCCAAGGAUGCGAUUCUUCACCAGCCUUUACAAGCCAGAUCCACAGCAUCCGAAAUUCUCGCCUCUGCUCCUUGAUGCGAAUGCGUUUGCUGGGCUAUGCCCCACGUCUUUCCAUAUCGCUGGAAGGGAUCCCGUCCGCGACGAAGGGUUGUUGCUCGAAGAGAAGUUGAGCAUCUAUCAAACUGACCUCCUCUUCAACAAGGUCCAAACAACACUUCAGAUCUAUCCAGGCCUGCCGCAUGCUUUCAUGUCGUUGCCAACUCUGCCCUCGGCCGCAAAAUGGCGCCAGGCCGUGCAACAGGAUCUGAAACGGUACAUCGCCGCCUCGUCAGGCGGAGAGCCUACCGUCAACGGCUCUUCCGAGACUCAUUGA